CUCGAGUUGACAUGACUUGACUGAUCUCCGAAGGAAGUUUCAGGAAAUGCAACAGGUGGAGGAGCCGCGGGAAUGAACCGCGUACUGUCCUCUCGGUAGCGUCCCGGGCUAGCUGCCGUGUGUUCUUCAAGGUGCCUGCGGGAGAGUCGGACAGCGGAGCUACUGCGCACUCCUCGUUUUCACUCUGGUGGCACCAUGGAUGACAACAGCCUGAAUGACUCCAACGUAAAGGUCGCUGUUCGCGUGCGUCCAAUGAACCGGAGAGAAAAAGACCUAAAGACAAAGUGCGUGGUGGAGAUGGAGGGGAACCAGACAGUCCUGAAUCCAGCCAUCACCAGCAUCAGCAAAGGAGACCCCCGAAAUCAGCCAAAGGUGUUUGCCUUUGACCACUGCUUCUGGUCGAUAGAUGAAUCUCAGAAGGACAAGUUUGCAGGUCAGGACGUCGUGUUCCAGAGCCUCGGGGAGAGUCUGCUGGACAACGCCUUCAUGGGCUACAAUGCCUGCAUCUUUGCUUACGGACAGACGGGCUCUGGGAAGUCGUACACCAUGAUGGGCUCGGCGGAGCAACCCGGUCUGAUCCCUCGGCUCUGCAGCUCCCUGUUCAGCAGGACCGUGAAGGAGGCGCGGGAGGGGGAGUGCUUCACCGUGGAGGUCUCCUUCAUGGAGAUUUACAACGAGAAGGUCCGAGACCUGCUCGACCCCAAAGGAAACCGGCAAGCGCUGAGAGUGAGAGAGCACAAAGUCUUGGGUCCUUACGUCGACGGCCUGUCCCGCCUGGCCGUGGCCUGCUACAAGGACAUCGAGUCGCUGAUGUCGGAGGGAAACAAAUCUCGCACGGUGGCCGCCACGAAUAUGAAUGAGGAGAGCAGCAGGUCCCACGCGGUGUUCAACAUCAUCCUCACACACACACUCAUGGACCUGCGGUCUGAGACGAGCGGAGAGAAGGUCAGCAAGCUGAGUUUGGUGGAUCUGGCCGGCAGCGAGCGGGCGGGGAAGACCGGAGCGGUGGGGGAGCGUCUGAAGGAAGGGAGCAACAUAAAUAAGUCCCUCAGUACUCUGGGUUUAGUGAUCUCUGCCUUGGCCGACCAGGGAGCGGGGAAGUACAAGAGCAAGUUUGUUCCCUACAGAGACUCUGUGCUCACCUGGCUGCUCAAGGACAGCCUGGGGGGGAACAGCCGCACGGCCAUGUUGGCCACCAUCAGCCCCUCGGCCGACAACUACGACGAGACGCUUUCCACGCUGCGCUACGCCGACCGGGCCAAGAGCAUCGUCAACCACGCCGUGGUCAACGAGGACCCCAACGCCAGGAUCAUCCGAGAGCUCCGGGAGGAGGUGGAGAAGCUGAAGGAGCAGCUCAUGGAGGCCGAGUCCAUGAAGGCGCCCGAGCUGAAGGACCGGCUGGAGGAGUCUGAGAAACUGAUCCAAGAGAUGACCGUGACCUGGGAGGAUAAGCUCACCAAGACGGAGGCCAUUGCACAGGAGCGGCAGCGGCAGCUGGAGAGCCUGGGCAUCUCCCUGCAGUCCUCUGGAAUCAGAGUGGUGGAUGACAAGUGUUUCCUGGUCAACCUCAACGCUGACCCCGCCCUCAACGAGCUGCUGGUCUACUACCUGAAGGAACACACGCUGGUGGGCUCGGCCAACUCACAGGACAUCCAGCUGUGCGGCAUGGCCAUCCAAUCAGAGCACUGCGUCAUCGACAUUGGCGAGGACGACGACGGCGUGGUGCUCAGUCCUCACCGCAACGCUCGAACCUGUGUGAACGGUGCUGCCGUCUCCAGUCCAGUGCAGCUUCACCACGGCGACCGCAUCCUGUGGGGAAACAACCACUUCUUCAGGAUCACCCUGCCGAAGCACAUGGUCCACGAGGAGGGCGGCGCCGCGGCGAUGAAGACGUGCCUGAGCUCCGACCGGCUGGAGGCCGACUUCGACGCGGCCAGCGACGCGUCGAGCGACCUGAGUUUCGGCUACGAGUUCGCUCAGGCAGAAGUCAUGAUGAAGGGCAUGGGCAACAACGACCCGUUGCAGUCGGUGUUGCAGACCCUGGAGAGGCAGCACGAGGAGGAGAAGCGCUGCGCCCUGGAGCGCCAGAGGCACAUGUACGAACAGGAGCUGCAGCAGCUCCGCCGGAGGCUCACCCCAGAGAAACCCUCCCGCCUCCUGGAGCCGGUGGCGGCCGGUGCGGCGGCGGCGCCCAGCUCCCAAAAGCGAGUGCGGCGCUGGAGCGAGGAGAGAGAGGCGAUGAUGACUCGCAGCCUGCGGCGCCUGAGGGAGCAGAUCGUUCGGGCCAACCUGCUGGCACAGGAGGCCGGCUUCAUCGCCGAGGAGCUGAGCAAGAGGACGGAGUACCUGGUCACCCUGCAGAUACCGGCCGCCAACCUGGACGCCAACAGGAAGCGCGAUGUGGUGUUGAGUGAGCCGGCCAUCCAGCUGCGCCGUAAAAGUAAAGGGAAGCAGAUCUGGGCUCUGGAAAAGAUGGAGAACCGACUGGUGGACAUGAGGGAGCUCUACCAGGAGUGGAAGGACUUUGACGAAGACAACCCUGUGAUGCGAUCCUAUUUCAAACGCGCCGACCCGUUCUUCGACGAGCAGGAGAACCACAGUCUGAUCGGGGUGGCCAACGUGUUCCUGGCGUGCCUCUUCCACGACGUCAAGCUGCAGUACGCCGUGCCCAUCAUCAACCAGAAGGGCGAGGUGGCAGGGCGGCUCCACGUGGAGGUGUGGCGGGGGACGGAGGGCUCCGAGGACCAGCAGCGUCCAGGACCGGCCGACGCAGACGGAGACCAGCAGGAGCGCCGACUGCACUGCGUGGUAAAAAUCCUCCACGCCAACGGGCUGCCUCGCCACCUGUCCAACUUCGUCUUCUGCCAGUACCACUUCUGGGGGGAGGAGGAGUCCGUCUUCAUCGCCCCAGAGAUGCAGCCGGCCAGCUCGUCCUCCUCCUCCAGAGACCCUCAGUGCACCGUGGUCUUCGACAGCGCCAAGGAGCUGUCUGUGCCCGUGUCGGAGGACUUCAUGGAAUAUUUGGCAGAGGGGGCGGUGGCCAUCGAAGUGUACGGCCACAAGCUGGCCAACCAUCGCAGGAACCUGGCGCUGUGGGACCUGGGCGUGAUCCAGGCCAAGACCCGAACCCUCAGAGAAAGGUGGAGCGAGGUGACCCGCCACCUGGAGCUGUGGGUGCAGCUGAUGGAGCUGAACGAGGCCGGAGAGUUCACGGCCGUUGAGGUUCUUCCCGCCAAAGACGUUUGCACGGGAGGAGUCUUCCAGCUCCGACAGGGUCAGUCCCGUCGGGUCCAGGUGGAGGUCCGCUCGGUACCAGACUCCGGCACCAUGCCCCUCAUCGCCGCCUCCAUCCUCUCCGUGUCCAUCGGGGACGUCAAGGUCCGGCAGGUUUCCAAAAGAAGCGGAUCCCAUUGGGCUGGCGAUGAAGACAUGGACAGCUACCAAGAGGUCGAACUGGAGAGGAUGAGGGAACACUGGCUGCUCACGCUCACCCAGAGGCAGGAGUAUCUGGACCAGCAUCUGCAGAAGAUAGUUUGCAAACCAGAUAAGUCCGAGGACGAUGUAGAGCGGGAGUCCCAGCUGCUGGAGUGUCGCCUCACGCUAACCGAAGAACGCAACGCUGUCCUGGUGCCGUCGGCGGGCAGCGGGAUCCCCGGAGCGCCGGUGGAGAGGGUUCCGGUCCCUGGGAUGGAAACGCACAUUCCGGUCCUGUUCCUGGACCUCAGCGCUGAUGAUUUCCAGUCCAGCCUGUCGGCGCCGUUGGCCGGCGGGCUGGACGCGCUGCUCGGCGGGGAGGAAGACGAGGACGACUUCUUUGACCUUCAUCUCGUGAAACACUACGAUCCAGAGGUGAAGGCGGAGGCCUCCUGGGACUCCACGGUCCACGAGUGCCCCCAUCUGAGCCGCGUGUCGUCGGCCGACCAGCGGGUCUACCUGACGGUCAGCGCCGUGGUCCAGCUGAGCCACCCGGCCCACAUGCAGCUGGUGCUCCGGAAACGCGUCUGCGUCAACGUCACCGGGAGACAGGGUUUCGCUCAGAGCCUCCUGAAGAGGAUGUCUCAGCGCAGCACCAUCCCCGGCUGCGGAGUCACCUUCGAGAUCGUUUCUAACAUCCCGGGGGACAUCCACGGCCCAGAGGACAGGGAGAUGCUGGCCCGGCUGGCCGCCAGCACCGAGGACGACCAGUCGGCCGAAAGCGAGGCGGCCAUCGAGAAAUACCUGCGCAGCGUUCUGGCCGUGGAGAACAUCCUCACGCUGGACCGACUCCGGCAGGAGGUGGCUGUGAGGGAACAGCUGGGCGUCAGAGGCAAAGCGUCCAGGCGCUGCCUGAGCUCUCCAAACAUCAACCGGCUGUCAGCCAGCAGUCUGGAUCUCUCCUCCUCUUCUCACCGGCUCAAUGACUUCAAGGGCUGGGAGAGCCACCCGGACCUUUCAUCUCGACGCACCCUGCCCAGCUCCUUCUGGCAGAACCUGAACCCGGUCCCAGAGACGGUGAAGGCCGACCCCAAGCUGCUUCCCGGUGGGAGGCAAGACGGUCGGGAGCAGACGGCUCAUCAUCAUCAUCAUCAUCAUCCUCCUCAUCAGCAGAGUGUGCCUUGCAUCGUCGUGCAGUCGGCCAGCGUCAAAGAGGGCCGGAGCAAACAGACGAUUCCCAUUGACGAAAUCAUUCCUCCCGAUUUCCAAACCGAGCCCCUCCCACCGCCGAUCGUCCCGGAGACGGAAGACUCCGCCCCCGGCCCGGCGAGCGGCUACGCGUCGACGGGCCUGUCGGCGGCGGCGCUGUCGGACAUCUACACGCUGAGCUGGGACCUGCCCGCGUCGUCCGGCGGCAGAACCAACGGCUUUGAGGCGCUGCUGGACGAAGAGGAGGGAGAAGAUGAAGACGUGACGCAAUACGACUCCUACUCCGAGUUUCUUCGCGUGGACCAAUCGGAGCCUCGGGAGUCACAGCCGGUCUUUGACGACGAGACGGCCAAAGAGAGGUCCGACUCGUCAGAAGCAGACGGUACGCCGUCGGAUCCCGACCGGGGUCCAGAUCCUGAUCGGCCCGCGGCGGUCCAGUUGAUGGAGCGAGCCGAUCUGGACUCGGGAUCAGAUUUAAUGUGCCAAACCAAACACAAGCAAGACUCCACCAUCAGCCGGAUGGUACCAGAACUAUUAGACGACACAGAACCAGUUAAAGAGUCCGUGUUGGUACAAGAGAGAGAAACCGAGCAGCCGGAAUGUUCACAAACGGAUGCCCCAGAACCAGAACCCCCUCUGACGGAAGAACUCCAGCUAGCUGCCACGGACGAGCCACAAGUUGAACCGUCUGCGCGAGAAGUUCAAAGCGGGUCUGAACCAGUCAACCCACAGCAGCCCGAACGGGACCAAACGCCCUUCGACAGCGCUCCAGAUGUGGUCCCGGUAGCGGCCCCGGUCCCAUUAGCGGUCCCGGUAGCGGUCCCGGUAGUGGUAGCGGCCCUGGUAGCGGUAGCGGCCCCGGUCCCAGUAGUGGUAGCGGUCCCGGUAGCGGUCCCAUUAGCGGUCCCGGUAGUGGUCCCGGUCCCAGUAGUGGUAGCGGUCCCGGUAGCGGUCCCGGUAGCGUCCGAAGUCUCGGUUCCAGCGCCAACCCCAUCGGAAGAGCUGGUUCUUCCAGCUCCGCCUAAAGAGGAAGCCGCUCCCGAGGCCUCAAACCCGAGUGGCGUCUCCACGGCGACGUCAUCCUCAACCACAGAAGUCCAACAGGAAACACCGACCAGCGCAUCGAAGGAAGCUCCUCCUCUUCCUCCCAGUGUUCAGACCCUCAAACCGGACGCCUCCGUGGCAAACCCCUUCAAGAUCCAGAAAGUGAAGUCUGCGGACCUCAAGUCCUUCCAGCGUAUUGUGGGCCAGGAGGCGGAGCAGGAGGCGGAGCCGGAGCGGGCCAGCAGCCUCGGGUCCGACCUGAACCUCUCGGUGCCGCUGGAAACCCUGGAAAUCAUCUCCGACUCGGAGGAAGGAGACACGGUUCUCCCCGACUGGCUGAAAGAAGGAGAGUUUGUGACCGUGGGGAGCAACAAGAGCGGCACCGUCCGCUACGUCGGACCCGCGGAUUUUGCCGACGGCGUCUGGGUCGGCGUGGAGCUGGAGGUGCCGGCAGGAAAGAACGACGGCUCGGUGGCGGGCAAACACUACUUCCACUGUAACCCCGGUUACGGCGUGCUGGUGCGGCCGCACCGGGUCAGCCGGGCCGGCGGCAGCGGGGGCGCCAAGUGGCGGCGCCAGCAGCAGAAGCGGCGCACCGCCAACCUGUCGGGCUCCAGCCCCAACCUGGCGGCGCUCACCGCUCUGGCCAAAGGCGGCGAGGGGGGCGGGGCUUCGAGCGGCCGGCAGAAAGGAGAGGACCGCAAGUCGUGGAACAGUUGAGUCCGCUGCGGGACUCCCAGCAUGCAUCAGCUGGUCCACGUGGUUACAGGGUACGCUUUGAGAUGGGGACGACGUGAGUUCUGUACGUCUGGGCGGUUGGGAGAAAACCUGUUUGCUUUUUUGGGGGUUUUAUCGGAAAAUGUUUUUUUAUUUUUUUAAUUGCCCGUCGAUGCAGCGAACGCCGUUUUCUCAGUAAUUAAUUUCAAAAGCGCCGUCUCAAAAAUCAUCACGUUCUUUUAAAUGUAUUAUUACACUGGCCAAGCAAUAACUCAUGACGUAUCACACAGCUGCACGCGGGACGCUUCCGAUUGACCUAACGGCGUUUAUACCUCUCGUGCCUUGAAAUAUAACGACGCCUUCGUGCCUGCGGGUUAAACCCCGAGCUGCGUCUGACAGGCUGGAAACUGUUUUUAACUGGAGUUUCUUUUGGGCUCUUGAAUGUGUCUACUGUUUUAGCAACCAAAAACAAACCUUGCACUCACUUUUCUGUCAUUCUACUGAAAUCUUUGCAGUAUUUUUAAUCAACUUGUGUCAAAAUUGAUUUUAAUUUACUUUAAAUGGAGAAAAAAUGUCACAAGCGAGUUUUGAAUUGUGCCGUGUGCGUGGGGGGCGAGUGAUCAUGUUGGAAAGAAUUAGGAUUCAUUUGUGUAGUAAAGUAGAUAUUUUGUUACUAUGCCUGAAUGCUUAUUUAUUGAAUGAUGAAGACACGAUAUCAAUGGUGAAAAUCAAAAAUCACCUUUUUAUAUGAAAUAAAUCUCAUUCUGCUCCAA
Molecule: messenger RNA, 7157 nt
Organism: Pseudoliparis swirei
Lineage: Eukaryota; Metazoa; Chordata; Actinopteri; Perciformes; Liparidae
Product: kinesin-like protein KIF13B
Exons: 42
Coding region: 196-6387 (2063 amino acids)
Biological process (GO): microtubule-based movement; regulation of protein localization
Cellular component (GO): adherens junction
Molecular function (GO): microtubule motor activity; cell adhesion molecule binding; ATP binding
Source: RefSeq, a predicted model, not a curated record